Cyprinus carpio (common carp) is the source of this 1845-nucleotide messenger RNA. RefSeq names its product caspase-9-like. Lineage: Eukaryota; Metazoa; Chordata; Actinopteri; Cypriniformes; Cyprinidae. Gene Ontology annotation, cellular component: cytoplasm. The transcript has 10 exons. The record is from RefSeq and is a predicted model, not a curated record. Gene Ontology annotation, biological process: apoptotic process; intrinsic apoptotic signaling pathway in response to DNA damage; regulation of apoptotic process. The coding region runs from base 193 to 1467 and encodes 424 amino acids.
CGCAGGGCGUGACGUCAUCGCCAGCGAGACGUAAACAAGGAAGAGAAUCGAAGCUCCGAGCGAUCAGAGAUCCGUCCUGUGCUGAUUAAAAGUCAGUUCAACUAAGUUAAAGUUUUGUUUUUACGCAAAUGACUACGCAAAAAUGCGUCAUGUUGAAAACGUCUCAUAGUCAUAAACACUUUUGACGUUUGAAUGGACCCCAAACACAGUCAGAUUCUUCAGCGGCACAGACAUGAUAUAGUCACGACAUUAAACCCUGCAGACAUCUGUGAUGGGUUUUUGUCAAAGGGGGUCUUCACCCAGGACAUGAUCGAUGAAAUACAGAGCAAGAUAACAAGACGUGACCAAGCCAGGCAACUGGUGAUAAGCUUAGAGACGAGAGGGAGUCAGGCUUUCCUAGCCUUCCUGGAGUGCCUGCGUGAAACCGGCCAACAUGACCUCGCAGAGCUCCUUCAGUGUGGAGAUGGUGCUCGUCCACUGAUCCCUCUGCCAAUCCAGAAUCCAAAACAUACAGAAAAAACAGACAGAUUUGAUUUUACUCCACCACGGUUGGUACCACUGAAACCAAAAGGCCUGCCUGUGCCCAAGCCUCUUAACCCAGCUUAUAAAAACAAAGACCAAAUACAAACCAGACCAAGUAUACAGUGUUAUAAGAUGGAUGCCAGUCCAUGUGGGAUCUGCCUGAUUAUAAACAAUGUAGAUUUUGACCCAUCCUUUGAUCUGAAAGAUCGAAAGGGGUCCAACAUUGACUGCGACAAGAUGGAAAAAAGAUUUAAAGCUCUCAACUUUGAGGUUAUUGUAAAAAGGAACUUGAAAUACAACCACAUAAUACAAGAAAUGGCCUUUUUAGCGCAGAGGGAUCAUUCUGUGUAUGACUGCUGUGUGGUGAUCAUCCUUUCACAUGGUACUGAGGCAAGCCAAAAUAAUUUUCCUGGAGCAGUUUAUGGUGUUGACGGAGCAUCUGUCCCAGUUCAGUUAAUCACAAACUACCUCAACGGCCAAAACUGUCCUUCUCUGCAGGGCAAGCCCAAGCUGUUCUUCAUCCAGGCCUGUGGAGGAGGUGAGAAGGACACAGGGUUUGAGGUUUCUUCAGAUGAGGUGGAGCCCUCUUUGAGUGGGACAGAUGACCAGAUGGACGCUAUUCCCAUAUCCUCCAGCAGUGACUCUCUCAGCACGUAUGAUGAAACUGAUGCUCGGGCCACUUUGCCCACACCCAGCGACAUCCUGGUGUCCUACUCUACCUUUCCAGGCUAUGUCUCCUGGAGGCACACACAGGCCGGAUCCUGGUAUGUGGAGAAUCUUGAUCGUGUGCUUGAGAAGAAUGCUGCCACGGAUGAUCUGGUGACCAUGCUGACGAUGGUAAAUGAUGCGGUCUCCCAAAUAUCUGCCAAAGGCCUGUAUAAACAAACGUCCGCAUUUUUCCACGUCCUCCGAAAACUUCUCUACUUUCAGUCUUCGCAGUCAUGAUCACUUGAAGAUUUUUUUUUGUUUGUUUGUUUGUUUUGCUGCAGUGGAAAAACUACCAUGUACUUGAUAUAAUGUGAUUAUGACAUAUUUGUCGUUUUUUAUGUCAUAAACUGAACCAUGUGAUCAGAACUUUUGACCAUUUUUUUUUACUUCUAUUUUUUAGAAUUCUAAAUAAAAAUAAUGAUAAUAAUAAUUCAUUACAUUUAUAUAGCACUUUUCUAGGUACCCAAAGCGCUUUUACAUUGUGAGGGGGGAUCUCCUCAUCCACCAGCAGUGUGCAGCAUCCGCCUGGAUGAUGCGACAGCAGCCAUAGUGCGCCAGAACGCCACACGAUUAUCUUCACUGUAUGUGUGAUAAUAUAAAAUACGAUAAGCACAA